Helicoverpa zea (corn earworm) is the source of this 913-nucleotide messenger RNA. RefSeq lists its product as uncharacterized. NCBI's taxonomy places the organism in Eukaryota, Metazoa, Arthropoda, Insecta, Lepidoptera, Noctuidae. Bases 1 to 858 code for a protein of 285 amino acids. The transcript has 7 exons. The record is from RefSeq and is a predicted model, not a curated record.
AUGGUUACCAUGCUGGACUGCCAAACCGUAGAAGUCUGGAUAUUUCUUAUUAUUAUCAAAUUGUUUGCAGAAUGUAUAGCUGUGAACAUCAAGCGUUUAGACGUGCCAGCCCUAGUGGAGCUGGGCACGGAAUCAGUAAUCCUGGACUGCGACUACAGCACGGGAGAAACUCCAGGCCCAGGACUGGUCAUAAAGUGGUUCUUCAACGGGUCUACAGGCCUCGUCUAUCAGUGGAUACCACCGCUGCAACCUCAGUUCAUAGGACUUCUAAAGGGAAAAGUUGACCCGAAUUUUAAAAUAUCGGAUGAGCCUUUACAGGCUUACCGAGCCAUCAAAAUAAUAAACCCUGGCACACACUUGAGCGGCAACUAUACGUGUGUGGUGUCCACAUUCAUAGCUGAGGAUAGUCAGACGAGAUCUAUGUUAGUGUACAGUCCGGGCAAGAGUUUUCAUUUCCAGCAAGAGAAAAAAUAUGUAUUUUUAGUAACGUUAAGAUGUGUCGCGGAGUACUUGUACCCUCGACCAGUGCUAACUAUAUUAUCAAAAGGCAAGCCACUGGAGCGAGCACUGACUGACAUGAGGAUGGAUUCCUGGGGCAUGUACACCGUGGAGACGACGGCGCUGGUCCACGACGAUGACGUCACCAGCCCCUGGGAGGAGUUCGUCUGUGUAUUGAGCUUACCCUUAGCUAAUUAUACUAGUAAUAGAACUACUGUUUAUUAUCCAGGUCUUAUGCCAACGCACAGUGCAAGCAUAGAAGUGAAGAAACCACAGGAGCAUCAAGCCAGCAAUAGUUCCCCGCUCCGGAGGUGCACUCUAUUAUACACUUUACUAAUAAGCAUUAAAAUUACUUUUUAAUAAACUAAGUAACAUUGUACAUACUGAUUUAGUCUAGAAUAUUAAGUCUAUGACU